Molecule: messenger RNA, 1253 nt
Organism: Pneumocystis murina B123
Lineage: Eukaryota; Fungi; Ascomycota; Pneumocystomycetes; Pneumocystales; Pneumocystaceae
Exons: 8
Coding region: 24-1253 (409 amino acids)
Biological process (GO): nucleolar large rRNA transcription by RNA polymerase I; RNA polymerase I preinitiation complex assembly; transcription elongation by RNA polymerase I
Cellular component (GO): RNA polymerase I complex
Molecular function (GO): DNA binding
Source: RefSeq, a predicted model, not a curated record
UAGGCGUUAAAAUAAUUAAGCCCAUGACGGAUUUAUCAUUUAAAAAAAUCCGUCUACAUUCAGUACAAAAUGUACCAGGACCUAUUCUCAUUUCAUCACCAGGGUUUUUACCAGAUCAAAAAACUCAUUUUACAGUUUCUCGAGAAGAAAAGUCGAAUGAAUGGAUUGUUGAAGGUGAUUCUGGAGGAAUUAGAUAUCAUGGAUCAACUGCUAAUAAGCGUGGAGAUAGUUUUUUCCAAUAUUGUAUUGCUGUUGAAAAUCAAGAAAAUGAUACAUUUGACAUGAUUCCAGUACCAUUGAUUCAUUUGAAAUGUCAUGUUAAGUCACAAAAGAUCCAUGAAGAUAUAGAAAAGAAUAUAGAAAAGAAAGAUUAUGAAAAGGAAAAAAAAGAACUUGGAGAAACAUUUGGGUCGAAGAAAAUGAAAAAAAUAAUUCAAAAUAAAGCAUUUAAUAUAAUUGAUACUCAACAAUUCGAAGAUAUAUCUUCUCAUAUGAUAAACGAUGUUAAAGAGGUAACUAAAAACAUGUCAAGUUUGGAAGAAAUCCAUGCAAAUACAUAUCCAAAUCUUCCAAUUCCUCCUCCAAAUACACAAGCAACUAAAUUAGAAGAAGUUUAUUCAUUAUCAGAUAUUGUAACUGAACCAGAACUAUUAGCUAUUCACGUUAAAGCAAUUCUUCAAGAACAAAACGAACGAAAUCGUACAUUAUUACUUCCUUUCAAAAAUUCACGAUAUGUUAAUGAACAUUUGUCAAAAGCACUAAAAGCAGAAAAGAAAAACAAGCGUCAUAUAAAAUUACUUUAUUACGUUUCAUUGCUAAUGGCAUUUUAUACGAAUCGUCAUUUAGUAUCAAAAAAGGAACUAUUGAUAAAAAAAUUAGGGGAUUUGCCUUUGAUUUUAAUCGAUCAUCUCAUUACACGAUUUUCAGAGUAUAUCCGUUCAGGAACAAAUUAUGAAACAAUCCAAUCGGUUAUAACGUCUCAUGGAAUGGACAAAAUUUUGUGUUAUUUAUUUGCACUUUGUUUAAUUAUUGAUAAUUUUUCUGUUGAUAUAAAUCUUUUGGCACAAGAUCUUUCACUUAGUACUCAAAAGUGCAAAGGAUUGUUUAAGACAUUAGGAUGCAAAAUUCAAGGAUGCACAGAAGCUCAACGACUUGCUAUGAAUCUUUCCAAAGCAGAAGUUAAAUUAUAUAAAAGAGCAGUUCUUACAUUACCCUUCGAAAUUGUAUCAAAAAAACAGAGGAAAUUAAGAUAA